GGGAGGAGGGAGGCGCCGCUCGGCACCUGCAGCCUCGCGCCGGGCCGGCAGCCCCGAGAGACGCUGCGGCUGCCCCGUCCCGGGACCCGGAUAAUCAUCAUUUGGAUGAUUUUAGCACCGAGAUUACUGGAUUUUGCUGUAUCUAACCACAAUGAUUUCAUCCUUGGUUGCUUAUGAUGAUUCAGACUCUGAGACAGAGACUGGAAAGGCUGAAGAUCCCCAUAUGUCUAGUAGAAAGACAAAUCCUGCAAGUUCUGCUGUGAAUCAUCUUCAGUGUUUUGCACCUGGUGGUUUAGACAAAAAAUUCACCUGCAAAAUGCAGCCUGCUGAGAACACUGACAGUUCCACUCCAAGCAUGGUUCAUAAAGAUUGCUCUGCAUAUUAUGUACAGACUGAGAGGGAGCUGACAGCUGCUUAUCCUAGCAAAGUAUAUCCUGGCCAUACUACAGGAUACAUAUCCUAUAAAAGCUGUGACCAGGUAUCAGGUUCCUUGAUAAAAUCAGAACUUCUGUCUGGAAAUGGCACCUCCUCUCAGAAGAGAGUAUAUAAAGAUGAUGUUGCCACCAUCUCGGGAAUCCGACCGUAUAUCCCUAAAAGACUACGUCAAGAAAAAUCUGCUAGUGUGUCUGAAAGAAAAGAAUCUGAAGGACAGGGAGAGAAGACAAGUGAUGAAAUUAAACCAGAUAGAUCAGGACAGAAAAGUUCCAUAAAAAUUUCUGAAUUUGUUAAGCCAUAUUUAGGAUCUAAGUAUAAAUCCACUGAAAUCCCGAAGAACUUGGUGUUUCAGAUAGCCAAACACAGAGGUCCCAUUAAUAAAGUCCAGUGGUGUCCUGUGCAAGAAUGGAGUCAUAUGCUUCUCUCAGCUUCCAUGGAUAAUACAGUCAAGAUAUGGGAUGCUGUCGAUACAGGCCGCUGUUUAAAAACUUAUUCCUGUCACUCCUGUGCUGUUCGAGCUGCUCAAUGGUCUUUAUGUGGAAGAAGAAUUCUCAGUGGAGGCUUUGAUUUUAUGCUUCACUUAACAGAUGUUGAAACAGGGGCACAGGUGUUUACCAGCAAAAAUGAAUCUCGAAUCAGCACACUGAAGUUUCACCCUAGUGAUCCUAAUAUUUUUAUUUGUGGGGGGUUUGGCCCAGAAGUUAAAGCAUGGGAUAUCAGGAACUGUAAGGUGAUAAAAGUUUACAAAGCUGCAGUACAGCAGACUUUGGAUGUCCUCUUUCUUCCUGAAGGAAAAGAAUUUCUUACAAGCACAGAUGCAGUAAGCCGGGACUCAGCUGACCGUACUAUUAUUGCAUGGGACUUCCACAGUGCUGCAAAAAUCUCCAAUCAGAUUUUUCAUGAGCGUUAUACCUGUCCAAGUCUGACCUUGCAUCCUAAAGAAUCUACAUUUGUCGCUCAAACAAAUGGAAACUACAUGGCACUGUUUUCUACCCAGAGGCCUUACAGAAUCAACAAAAAGAAAAGAUAUGAAGGGCAUAAGGUGGAAGGAUUUGCAGUGGACUGUGAAUUUUCUCCAGAUGGGGCUCUUCUACUGACAGGAAGCUCAGAGGGCAAAGUAUUUUUCUAUAACUAUCACACUGCUAGAAUCAUUCACACUUUAUCUGCACAUGACCAGGCCUGUGUGAGUGCAACAUUUCACCCAGUCCUUCCAUCACUACUUGCCACAUGCGACUGGGCUGGAGAAAUUAAAGUCUGGCAAUAACUGUGCUGAGUUCUUUUUCAAAUGAAUCAAAUGAAUCUAGCCAGUCUGUAUUGGAUGUAUGGAUGCCGGUGCUUCACCAUCAAUUCAUGUUGCACACAUCAAUUUAUUUUUCCUGUGAAUAUCAAGCGAUCUGUUGUCAUUUUUCAUAUUCCUUCUAGGAUUUCUAGGGUAAGGUUUUCAAAUAGACUAGGUCAAGUAACAGUGGGUGCAUCUACACGAGAUGCUUCAGGCAUAGCCAACUAAUUCUAUUGUGCAUUAGCGCAGUGGGCAAGACCUAUGCUAAUGAGCAGUAGAUAUAGCCUACUAUAUAUUAAUGUUCAAAGACUGUUCAUUUGAACUAAUGCGCAGUAGUGCCAAUUACGGUGCAUUAAGUUAGUACCUGUCAUUACAGGUACUAAACUUAAUGCGCUGUAAUUAUGGCAUAUUAAUGAAUGUAUAGACAAGUCCACUGUGUUCUUGAAAUUUCACCUCUAAACCUCUUUUAUAUUAAACCUAAUCUUCUUACUGUGUUCCCAGUUGGGUUAAAAACAGAUUUUUUUGUGAAUAUGAACGUAUCAAAAAUUUAAAAUGAACUUCUCACAUUAAUGUUAGGGUCUGCUGCUUAGAGUCUCACUUCCUUGGUGCUCUUGCCUGUAUAAACAUUGGGGAACCCCAGCAGGGGCAAGUCUCAGGAAAACGGAUAAUACUUCAGCUUUUUAUAACAGCAUCUUCCAGCCCAAAUGCAACACCGGGGAGGAAAUUUCACCUAAAGAUUACAGGAAGGGGACCAGCUCUUCUAUAAAUAUCUGUUGAUUCUUUUAAUGUGCAUCUUACCAGCUACAGGCUUUGGAAAAGAUCCUCAGAUGGUGUUAAAUUGUCAUAGCGCCACUGAAGGGAAGUAUAAUAGUUAUGGGCCUAUUCAAAUCAAGGAAGAAGGUGGCCAAUUUGGCAGGCAGAUCAUGGAGCAAGCCACCGUUUUUGCAGGCUUAUUGCAGCAGGGGCCCCCCCCCAUGCCUCUGAUUUGCUAAGGGGUUCUGGUAGGCCCACACCCCACUGCUGAUUGGUUAAGUGGCGUGUCUGUCAUAAGACCCCACCCCUUCACCAUCAGUUGGUGGAGAGGGCUCUCCAUCAUAAGGCCCUGCCCCUUGCUGAUGAUUGGUGGAGUGGGGUGGGGCCACAAGACAGGCAGCCUUCAGCCAAUCAUUAGUGUGGGGUAGGGACGGCAACCAUCGUGGUUGCCCCCCUUACCACUUCCCCCUGGCAGGCUGUGUGGCUGGGCAGCAGCAGCCAUGAGGACUGCUGGCUCCCAUGAGGGAGCCAGCAAUCUAUUUUUAGCAUGUUUUCUUGCCCCCCACAGAUGUUGCAAACAUCACCUGAUUUCACAAUUUCUGUGAAAUCUGCAACAUUGCAAAUUGAAUUGGUGCCUAGUAAUAGUUUGUACUACCUGAAGAUCUGCCCCAAAUACUUUUACAUAGUCAUGAGAGAAAGAGAGAGAGAGUGUGUGUGUUAGCGCACACAUUUAUGGGAGGGAGAAAAAGUUCAGCUUAGUGCAUUCCAUUAUCAACUUUGAAAUCUGAGAUAUGCCAACUUUAGAAGUGUACAGCGGUGUAGUAGCUUGAGUAAGUGGGGGUGACUGGGACACGAGACCAGGAGCUGACUUGGGAGGGGAGCAUAAAAAUAGCAGCUGUGAAGCUGCUGGCUCUAUUGCUGUGACCACUGUUAGUAGCCUGGCUGCAGCUACUGCCUCAUGUACUGCAACCACACAGAGCUGGAACUGUCCAGUUAUGCCCCUGCACAUAUGCAGUGUCUAUGCAGAAGUUUCCUUUCAGUUUUGAUGUUUGCUGAAAGCAUAUGCCUUGUGUGUUGGUGCUGAUGCUGCUUUUAAUGUGUAAGGAGAACUCAAGAGUAUUAGUUUUUUGGUUAAUUGAAUAUAUCAGGGUGCUCAAUCCCUGACCCAUGGGCCAGAUCUGGCCCCUUGUCAUCUAGCCUGCAGGGUUCCCUAGGUCCAUG
Gavialis gangeticus (Gharial) is the source of this 3688-nucleotide messenger RNA. RefSeq names its product WD repeat domain 25 (gene WDR25). The record is from RefSeq and is a predicted model, not a curated record. Gene Ontology annotation, molecular function: protein binding. The coding region runs from base 152 to 1699 and encodes 515 amino acids. The transcript has 7 exons. Lineage: Eukaryota; Metazoa; Chordata; Crocodylia; Gavialidae.